AUGACUGAAGGAAAAUUAAGUGAGGAUGAAAUUGCGCUGUACGAUAGACAAAUUCGUCUUUGGGGAAUGGCAGCACAAGCCAAUAUGAGAUCAGCAAGAGUAUUGCUAAUUAAUCUUGGAGCCAUUGGCUCCGAAAUCAGCAAGAGUAUUGUACUUAGCGGAAUAGGACAUUUGACAAUAUUGGAUGGCCACAGAGUAACUGAAGAAGAUUUGGGCUCUCAAUUUUUUGUCGGCUCUGAAGAUGUUGGCCAAUGGAAAUUAGAUGCUGCCAAAGACAGGAUCCAGGACUUGAAUCCUCGUGUAGAGUUAAAGUUUGACAAGCAGGCCCUACACGAGAAAGACGAGAUUUUUUUCCAGCAAUUCGAUUUAGUUGUAGCCACAGAAAUGAAGGCUGAUGAGGCAAUUAAAGUUAACAAGUUAACCCGAAAAUUAAACAUUCCGUUAUAUGUUGCUGGUUCUAAUGGACUAUUUGCAUACGUUUUUAUUGAUUUKAUCGAAUUCGUCUCAGAGGAUGAAAAAUUACGGAGCAUAAGGCCUACUGUCGUUGGCCCUGUUUCAAGUAAUCGAAGUAUCAUUGAAAUCACCACUAGGAAAGAUGAAGAAGAUGAAACAAAACUUUAUGAGCGUAUCAAGACCAGAAAUAGCUACAAAUCUUUGGAAGAAGUACUAUGUACAGCGACCCUGAAAGAAAAAUUGACACGAAGACAGCUAAAAAGGGUCACCAGUAUUUUGCCAUUAACGCUCACAUUGUUGCAACAGGAACUGAAUGAGGGUAGUGAGAAGAUAGGGUUUGAAUUACUGAACCGAGAAGCAGCUGCAUGGUGUGGGAAACUGGGUGUCCCUAUGGCAAUAUUGAAUGACGAAUAUAUGCAACAAAUUAUCAAUCAAAGAUAUAUUGAAUUUGCUCCUGUCGCAGCUAUCAUAGGGGGAACCGUCGCACAAGAUGUCAUUAAUAUCUUGGGUAAAAGAUUGUCUCCUCUGAAUAAUUUCAUUGUGUUUGAUGGUGUUACUUUAGAUAUGCCUAUUUUUGAGUUUUGA
This is a messenger RNA of Saccharomyces eubayanus, 1038 nucleotides long. RefSeq names its product E1 ubiquitin-activating protein AOS1 (gene AOS1). The record is from RefSeq and is a predicted model, not a curated record. Gene Ontology annotation, molecular function: SUMO activating enzyme activity. Gene Ontology annotation, biological process: protein sumoylation. The transcript has a single exon. Lineage: Eukaryota; Fungi; Ascomycota; Saccharomycetes; Saccharomycetales; Saccharomycetaceae. The coding region runs from base 1 to 1038 and encodes 345 amino acids. Gene Ontology annotation, cellular component: SUMO activating enzyme complex; cytoplasm.